CCCUUCUCGGUUUCUCCUCUCCCAUUCAGCCUGCCCACGCUCUCCUCCCUCGCCGCCCCCUUUCCCCCCUACCGCGCUCUGCCGCGAACCCUAGCGAGGAUCCCAAACACCAUGGACGCCUGGAGCGGGGUCUCGGCGGACGCCGCCGCCGCGGGGGCGAACGGCUUGGGUGGCGGGUGGAGGGCAGACGUGGAGGCCGCUGCGGCGACGAGCGGCCUGGGUGGCUGGGGUGAGGCCUCCGCCGAGCUGCUGGAUGUCGAGGCAUAUGUCGCGCCGUACUCUGGCCGGACCCGCUUGGCGCGCCUCAUGGCCAUCUCGUACAAGUGCGGGGUGGAGGCGAUCCAGUUCGAGGCGCUGCGGGUGGCGCACGACGAGGCCAAGGCUGGCGAGGACACGAUGUUCUACCUCUACGUCGUCCGCGAGAUCGACGGCCGCCUCGGCCAGGGCUACCUCCUCGACCAGGCCUGGGUCGACUCCGUCAACCGACGCGCCGAGCAGCGCAAGGAGACGCUCCUGAGCCAACUCCAAAUCUACCAGAGCAACCAGAUCAAAGAGAGCAUCAGAAUGGGUUAUAACCAGAUUGGCGACUUCUAUUUUGCUCAUGGCCACCUUUCAGAAGCCUUUAAAAGCUAUAUUGCGACAGAAGAACACUGCAGUACUUCUGAGCACGCAAUCCAGAUGUGUAUGAAUGCUAUACAUGUCAACCUUGAAUUGUGUGAUUUUGCCCGUGUGCUCAAUUAUGCAAGCAAGGCAAAGGGGUCUCAAGAUCCACUCAGUCCGAUCACUACUGCGAAGCUGCAAGCGGUGGAGGGAUUGGGCUAUCUUGGCCAACAGCAAUAUAAACUUGCUGCCCUACAGUUUAUCAAGACAGGACCUGAACUAGGAAGCAACUAUUCUGAAGUCAUAGCCCCGCAAGACGUCGCUACGUAUGGAGCCCUCUGUGCUCUUGCAUUGUUUAAUUACACUGAAAUCAAGACAAAAGUUGUGGAGAAUGUUCAAUUUGGAUCUUUUCUGGACCUUGUUCCUGAAGUUCAAACAUUUGUGUUUUUCCAAGUACUUUGUGUGUGGGCUAAGUUGCUAACAUGCAUUUGCAUUUUUCAAACCACCAGUCAGCGUAACACAUGCAUGGAGGUUCUUGAGAGACUUAAGCAAAGACUAAUGAUGGACCUCCAUCUUGGUCAUCAUAUGGACUUUCUUUGCUUGCUCAUUUCCCAGAAAUUGGAAUUUAUGCCCUCCACCGUUUGUGACUUCUCCACACUCUAUGACUUGCUCAUGAAGACUCCGAGCCCCAUCAAUGAGGAACAACCUCGUGUUAAUGCUAACGGGCCUCAGCUGAAUUCGGCUUCUAAUCUAAUACUGCCUGAAAAUUUUAAUGAUGAGACACUUCUCGCUGAAUCAUCCCAUUACAAGUUUCUCAAGUCAAAAGAUCUAUUUGACUCACUUGGGAGAAGAAAACAAAACUGGGUUUCUACUUGUCAGGCACGAGCUUUGCUCCAGAAUGCUAUAUUGUUUGUGGUUGAUGAUUUCGACAGUGAUGCAAGGGAUGCAAGAAGAACUGAUGGUCAAGUACUUAUCAGAUGCAAGAUUCAGUAUGUUGAAAGUUGUAUUUGGCAGUUACACCACCACAACCAAGCCAUUAAAAGAGAAGCUCAAGAGCAAAGAAGAUGCUGAGAUUGUUCGGUUUGAAAUGAGGAGACAUUUGGGCGAGGAGAAGGAUGUGCUUGCGGGAUAACCCUGACUUCCACUUGCUACAGUGGAGAAAGACUUCAGGACUCAAGCGAGCGCAAGUGAGGCAACAAGAGGAGGCGUCAUCGCAGGACAGCAAUAGCAACAGACUCCUUGAACAAGUGCAACUGACCGUGAAGAACCUUGUGGAGGAGCUGAAAAUCAACACUAGAGCAGUGACGGAGUCAAGUCAGGCAAUUGCAAAGUCAUGCCAAGAUGUGGUGGAGGCCUGUAAGUUGACCGUGGCCAGCACCAGCACGGGUGCCGGUGUAGUGAACUGAGCGCGGCGAGUCUAGGUGUACUAGAAGAUGAGUAGUGGUCGUGCGGUUUGUAACAUGUUCCAUGUAGAUGAGGCCUGUAAGUUGACCGUGGCCAGCACCAGCACGGGUGCCGGUGUAGUGAACUGAGCGCGGCGAGUCUAGGUGUACUAGAAGAUGAGUAGUGGUCGUGCGGUUUGUAACAUGUUCCAUGUAGAUGAGUGCCAAGGAGCAAGUUCUAUCCUGCUACCACUAGAUUGUCUCAGUCCUUGUAUUUCAGCCAAAUGUUUUUGUCAGAUUCUCAGUGCCAACUAUUGUGCCAGCAUUAGAAUGUAGACGGACGGA
Messenger RNA from Triticum dicoccoides, 2327 nucleotides. RefSeq names its product COP9 signalosome complex subunit 1-like. Gene Ontology annotation, cellular component: COP9 signalosome. Lineage: Eukaryota; Viridiplantae; Streptophyta; Magnoliopsida; Poales; Poaceae. The coding region runs from base 112 to 1671 and encodes 519 amino acids. The record is from RefSeq and is a predicted model, not a curated record. The transcript is spliced from 8 exons.